This is a messenger RNA of Micropterus dolomieu (smallmouth bass), 1167 nucleotides long. RefSeq names its product tyrosine-protein phosphatase non-receptor type 4-like. Gene Ontology annotation, cellular component: cytoskeleton. The record is from RefSeq and is a predicted model, not a curated record. The coding region runs from base 547 to 1167 and encodes 206 amino acids. Lineage: Eukaryota; Metazoa; Chordata; Actinopteri; Centrarchiformes; Centrarchidae. Gene Ontology annotation, molecular function: cytoskeletal protein binding. The transcript has 8 exons.
UCGCCGCUGUGCUGUAGGCAGGCAGGCAAAGCAGCUGCAGAGACGGCAGGGAACGCUCGCGACAACGGACACGCUCAUGUCGGGAAAGUCAGAAACGCAACAUUUGCAUAUUCUCUGAUUUGAAGUCCCAACAUUUUCACUUGUAACCUUUUGCUGAUCACGUUGUCUUUGUUUUUACGCCUGCGUGGGAAUAUAUUUUUCAUUCUCUCGACCUGAAAUGACUGCUAGUCGCCUUGUCUAGCCAAUGGUUACUGCGGGGGCUCCUGUCUUGUGGAUUAUCCGUCGUCGCCGAGCCAGUUGCAUGGUCGAGCCCGGAGGAGGCCCCGCUCUGCUGGAUGGAUGUGUGUGAAGCAGCGCCGGACUCCAAGUACUGAUGAAGACGGUGAUAAUGAUGAUGCUCGGGUUUCAUCGGCAGCGGGUCAACUGAUCUUGGAUGUUCGGGCUGUAUAGCCCCCCACACAAACCAUUUCCUCAUACAGCAAACAAUAUAUUCCUUAAAAACUGGACGCCCCUGGAGCAGUUUAUGACGACCCUGGUAGGAGCGUGAUGAGCGCGCGCUUCCGCUUGCCUGCUGGCAGAUCCUACAAUGUCCGGGCGACGGAGCUGGAGCGAGACAGGCAGCACACACAGGUUGUGUGCAACGUACUGCUGCUGGACAACACCGUCCAGGCGUUCAAAGUCAGCAAGUCGGAUCAUGGCCAGGUGCUGCUGGAUGCUGUCUUUAAGCACCUGGAGCUGACUGAGAGGGACUACUUUGGCCUGCACUUGGCUGAUGACUCCUUAGAUACGCCACGCUGGCUCGACCCCAACAAGCCCAUCAGGAAACAGUUAAAAAGAGGGUCUCCCCAUAACCUGAGCUUCAGAGUCAAAUUCUUUGUGACAGACCCCAAUAAACUUCAGGAAGAAUACACGCGGUACCAAUAUUUUCUUCAGAUCAAGCAGGAUAUAUUUACUGGAAGAUUGCCGUGUCCACACAACACAGCCGCACUGCUGGCGUCCUAUGCUGUUCAAUCUGAGUUGGGGGACUACAGUGAAACGGAGCAUACAGCAGGCUACCUGUCGGAAUACUGCUUCAUUUCCAACCCUCCGCAAGACUUCCACAAAGAGGUCGCCAAACAUCACCAGCAGCACAGGUACACUGAGAUGCAGAAACAAGCCCAGUUGUGA